This is a messenger RNA of Acanthopagrus latus (yellowfin seabream), 4895 nucleotides long. RefSeq names its product neural cell adhesion molecule 1b (gene ncam1b). The record is from RefSeq and is a predicted model, not a curated record. The coding region runs from base 276 to 3944 and encodes 1222 amino acids. Gene Ontology annotation, cellular component: plasma membrane; axon. Gene Ontology annotation, biological process: axon guidance; cell-cell adhesion; nervous system development. Gene Ontology annotation, molecular function: protein binding. NCBI's taxonomy places the organism in Eukaryota, Metazoa, Chordata, Actinopteri, Spariformes, Sparidae. The transcript has 21 exons.
GGCUCUGCUUGUCAGUCAGACUUUGAACAGAGCACUGGCGCUCAUCAUCACUGCUAAUCUCUGGUCGCUGCUCGUCAUCCACGACACUGCUGCUGCUGCUGCUGCUGCUUCUGCCGCCGCUGACAGUUACCACCGACCAGCUCAGAAAUACAUAGAUUAGGAUGAACAGUUUCUAAGACAGGCAGAAGAAACCCCGAGGGCAACACCGCGAGGGACCGAGCGGAGAUUAGACGUUAGCUACGCCGUUUAACGCUCACGUUACUCGGGGAGUUGCGAUGGUCCAGUUAAGGGAUAUUUUUCUAGGCUUGCUUCUUGUGGGCUGCACAGUUUCACUGGAAGUGCAGAUCACACCAAGUCAAGGGGAGAUUAGCCUUGGAGAGUCCAAAUUCUUCAUGUGUGAAGUUGUAGGUGUUGCCAAGCAUAUAGACUGGUUUGGGCCGAGUGGGGACAGGAUAGAACCGAACAGACCAGACAUAACAGUAACCCGUAACGAUGAGUCAUCGUCAACCCUCACACUGUAUAAAGCUGGGACUGAAAAUGCAGGGACAUACAAGUGUGUGGCUACCAAUGGAGACCAGCAAGGGGAGUCUACUGUCAAAGUGAAAAUCUUCCAAAAAAUCACCUUCACAAAUGCACCCUCACCCCAAGAGUUUAACGAAGGAGACAAUGCCAACAUCAUUUGUGACGUCAUCAGUUCGCCUCCUCCCACCGUCCUCUGGAAAUAUAAAGGGGCAAAAAUACAGAUGGAAAAAGAUGUUCGGUUUAAGGUUCUAAGCAACAAUCACCUUCAGAUCCGUGGCAUAAAGAAGACAGAUGAAGGCUCGUAUACCUGCGAGGGUCGCCUCAUGGCCCGCGGCGAGAUUGAUCUGCGGGUCAUCAAGGUCAUUGUGAACGUGCUCCCGACCAUCAGGGUAUGGCAGUCGGAGGUGAACGCCACAGCAGAUGUUGGGCAGCCUGCCAUGUUGACUUGUGCUGUUGAUGGCUAUCCUGAACCCAUGGUGACCUGGACAAGGAACGAAGUGGUUCUGGAGGCAGGAGAGAAGUACAGCUUUAAUGAAGAUGGCUCAGAAAUGACAAUAAUGGAAGUGGCCAAGCUGGAUGAAGGAGAGUACACCUGCAUUGCAAAGAACAAGGCUGGGGAAAGCGAUCAGGAACUCAGUCUGAAAGUGUUUGUCAAACCGAAGAUCACAUACAUUGUAAAUCAGAGCACUUCAGAGAUGGCGGAGCAGGUAACUCUGACUUGCGAGGCAUCAGGAGAUCCAACUCCUACCAUCAGCUGGAGCUACGGUGAGCGCGUCUUCACUGAAGGAGAGCAGGCACAUCUAAACAGGAUCUAUCAGGCAUCAUGGACUCGGCCCGAGCAACACAAGAGUCUGGAUGGAAAUGUAGUGGUGAGGAGUGAUGCUCGUGUGUCAUCCCUCACUCUCAAGUAUGUCAAGUAUACAGACGCCGGUCAGUACCUCUGCACAGCGCGCAGUGCCAUUGGAGAGGAUGAGCAGACGGCAAAUCUGGAGGUCCGCUAUGCUCCGAAGAUCCAUGGUUCAGUGGCAGUGUAUACCUGGGAGGGAAAUGCUGUCAAUAUCAGCUGUGAGGUCAAGGCUCAUCCCAGUGACAUAUCUAUCAUGUGGCUGAGAGACGGACUGCAGCUCCCAAACUCCAACACCACCAACAUUAAGAUCUUCAGAACUCCAUCAUCCAGCUACCUUCAGAUAACCCCUGAUUCUGAAAAUGACUUUGGGAGCUAUAACUGCACCGCUUCAAAUGAGAUGGGUACAGAGUCCAAGGAGUUCCUCCUCAUUCAGGCCGAGGUGCCAUCAGCUCCAACCGUCAGUGAGGUGAGACCCUUCUCCACCACAGCACAGAUCCUGUUUGAGGAGCCCGAAUCCACUGGAGGUGUUCCUGUCCUGAAAUACAGAGCGGAGUGGAAGGGCCAGGGAAGGGGCAACAGUGGCCAAAAGGUCUUUGAAGCCCAAGCUGGCUCCAUCAACGAGGUGACUAUCACAGGCCUGAAGCCAGAGAGCAGCUAUGAAGUGAAGUUGUCAGCCAUCAACGGGAAGGGUGAAGGUGAAAGCAGCCCUGCUGAGUUCUUCAAGACGGAGCCUGUCCGGAAUCCAAAUCCACCCAAACUCGAAGGCGUACUUCAACCCAAAGGCAACUCCCUCAAAGUCAGCUGGACCAAGCAGGACGACGGCGGCUCGCCCAUUUUACAUUAUCUUGUCCGCUAUAAACCAGUACAGGCACCAGAGUGGAAACCAGAAAUCAAGACGCCAAGCGACAGCGAGUUCUACAUUCUCAGAGAGUUGGACUGGGACACAGAGUACAAUGUCUUGGUGGUGGCAGAGAAUCAGAAGGGCAAGUCCCAGCCAGCAAGCAUGUCCUUCAGGACAUCCACCAAGCCAGAAGCCAUCCCAGAUGGGUUGGGUGAUGAGGCGGCGCUCUCUAUGGGCAUCAUGCUCUGGGCAGGAAUCCUUGUUGUUGUAUUUUUACUCCUGCUGCUGGCAGUGGAUGUCACCUGUUACUUCGUCAACAAAUGUGGCCUCAUCAUGUGCCUCUGUGGAAAAUCUGGCACGGGGACCAAAGGACACAACUUGGAGGAGGGAAAAGCAGCUUUCAUGAAAGAUGAGUCCAAAGAGCCGAUUGUAGAAGUUAGAACAGAGGACGAGUGCACAGCCAAUCACAACGCAGCAGGACCGACGGAACCCAAUGAAACCACACCUCUCACAGAGCCAGAGCUGGCGGCUAACACUGCUAAUCUGGCACUGGACACCCUCUCCUCCGUAGCCACCAACUCUGACACAGCCACUGCAACAAUUGACCUCGCUCAGGACAGCCCCUCUAGCGAGACCACCACACUCACUUGUAGCCUGUCUACCCCCGCCAACGACCCCUCAGAACCCUCACCCACCCGUGUCGCAGCCCCGGCGCCAACCCCAGAGUCGAACACCGCCCCGCCGACUCCCGUCCUCUCCACCUCCGACGUCGAAGCCAAAAUGGCCCCGCUAGUAGAGCAAAGAGGAAGUAACCCCCCUGAAGAACAGGAGAAAAAGACCACUCCUCCCUGUACCCCUGAACGAACUAGAGCUCAAAAAGCUGGGACACCGAUACCACCAAAACGUAGACACUCUCCCAAACUCGCCGCUCUGAAUGCUAAAGGUAGCCCACCUGUGUCUCCACUGGCUGCGUCCUCCCCAGUGUUCUCUCCUGCUCUCGACAUCAAGAAGCCUGCUCCAAGCCCACCAGUCUCCAAACCCUCCACUGUAGCCUUAGAAACUGACACACCAGCAAAAACUGCCUCCACUCUAGCCACCACUGCCCCUCCGAAACCAGACCCUGACUCAAAUCCAACUGCCCCGUAUCCCAGCGGCCGUAGCCUCACUGCCUUCGACACGAAAACCAAACCAGCUGACCAAACUGCUAAUGCUAACAUCCCCACUUCCAAAGCUGCUGCAACUAGCUUUCCUUCAGUGAUCCACGGUGCUCCUAAAGUCCUGGAUGCUGGAGAUACUGCUCCUCUGGUUGCAGAUGUCCCCCCUGCUUUACCCGUUACUCCUCUUACUGGCCCUGCAUUCGGCGGUCUCGAGGCGCCCACAGAUGCAUACGACUUAUUAACCCCAGAUGCGGGGCCCAGAAGUGCGGAUUUAGACUUAGAGCUGACAAACGGGAUAGAGAGACGCUUCCAGAUCCCGGCAGACCUUAUUAGCUUAGAGAGCCCGCCCUCUGCCCCCUCUCUGCCCAAUGGAAACGGAGCAGACCUCCCCCCCUCAGGCCCAGUUCUGGAGGCAUCAGAGACUCUGGCCAAGACUGCUCUUCCUGUCAACGAUGAGAAGAUUUUCUCUGAUGAGAAAGGCAAACUGGAGGAGGCAGAGUUAUCGAACGCCCUGACGGAGAUCACUGCAGAACACAACAGUGUCAUACAGACAAAUACCACCGAGAGCAAAGCAUGAUGGGCCGGGGGAACCCCCAGCCCGACCCAAAACAUUUUUUGCAGCAGCAUCGAGCGAGAAACACUGCAGGAGUUUUGAUUUUCCAGUGCCCUUAACUACAUAUUUAAAACCACACACGUGUCGAUUGGUUAGAGCGCACUUUGACUGUGCUUCAUUUCUGGUUUCAUUCAUGAAAUGUUUACUGCACCCAAGGAGUUUAUCUAUAGGUCAUAAGAGAUUUAUUUUAUUUUUUUAUUGUUAUUAUUUUAUUUAACCAGUCAGGACUAUUAAGAACAAUCUCUUAUUAUACUGAUCGCUUGGUAAAUAUGUGAACAAUUAGACUUUCUAUCUUGCUUAUAGUUUCAACCGCAAUCACACUCAAGUGUUGACUUACGACAAAUGUAAAAAGAAAAGAAAAAAAAAAAACCUGACUAUAUAUAGAAAUUAUUUUUCUUAUUUUCAUGUUCAAUUGUUCAAAUGUGAAACUAUUUGCAUUUUGAUUUUAGUUUGGACUUUUAUUUUGUGGGCUAGCCUCAUUAAAUAGCUUGUUCUGCAUGUCUGACCUGCAAGUGGUUGUAAAGGUUUUUUUUGUUUACAAGUUUUUUGGUUUCACUUUGUCCAUUUCCGAGGAUGUGUCAUCUCUCACAGAUACGCUGGCAUCGAUUAGACAUAGGUCUCAGUUCAAUGUUUGGAUCAGAACCAUAUUUUGUUAUGGUUUAUUAAAAAUACAGGAUGAACCCACAGCCAGCUGCAGGGGGAAACAGACCGACAGAGAAUCACACAUCGACAGUGUGCACCGUCGGAUCAGAAUUGGCCCGUUUAUACGAUCAAAUGUAUUCAGUGUGUCACUGCCGCACCAGAGUGUGAGUUAAAAAUAUUCAUUAAUAAAAUGCAUUUGAUUAAAAAAAAAGAAGGAAAAAAAAGGAAACUCACUGAACAGAAGCAGAAAUAUAAAAAAAACAACAAAAAAAA